AUGGCUAUGGGUGUGUCUGAACUGCAGCAAACAGAGCAUUCAUGCAAAAGAUAAACAGAGAAGGAAGUUCAGCUUUCGACUUCUGUGAACCAACAAAAUAGCCGUUGAACACCAAAGUGAUUGUUCGUCGUCCAGUCUACAACUCAGAGCGUCUCGUGGCUGGAGCCGGCCGCUCCCCGCGUGGCGCCGCCGCCACCGGCAGGGUCACCAUCACUGGCGGUCACCGCAGCUGGACCGUGUAUAAAACACGGCUCCACACCGCACCCACCAUCAGACGAUCACACACCGCCUCACUACCAACAACAUGAAGUUCUUCGUGGUUGCCGCCCUGCUGGCCGUUGCCGCCGCCGACAGCGCGCCCUACACCACUCCGGCGCCCACCUACGCCCCGACCUACAAGCCCACCUACGCGCCCAGGCCCGCCUACCACCCCCAGCCGGCCUACAAGCCCGCUCCCUACAAGCAGGAGAGCUACGACCAGCCGCCCAAGUACGACUUCAGCUACGACGUCCACGGAUACGGAGACUACGAGCCCGUCUUCAACGCCCAGGAGGCGCGUGACGGCUACGCCACCCAGGGAUCUUACUCGGUUGUGCUGCCCGACGGCCGUACCCAGACGGUCACCUACCGUGUGGAUGACGCCUACUCAGGCAACAUUGCUGAGGUCACCUACGAGGGUGAGGCUCGCUACGACGAGUACAAGCCCAGCUACAAGCCCGCCCCCGCCUACAAGCCCGCCCCGGCUUACAAGCCCGCCCCCGCCUACAAGCCCGCCCCUACCUACAAGCCCACCCCAGCCUACAACUAGAGUCAACAACGCACUUUCCUUCAAGUUCUCAAAGGGAAAAGUGCAGGUGCCUUUCAUACAUGCUUGAGUGUAUUUAUUGCGCAAUGAGUGGAAGUCAAUAAAAGCAAAAUUA
Amphibalanus amphitrite is the source of this 920-nucleotide messenger RNA. RefSeq names its product adhesive plaque matrix protein-like. The transcript is spliced from 2 exons. Gene Ontology annotation, cellular component: extracellular matrix. The record is from RefSeq and is a predicted model, not a curated record. NCBI's taxonomy places the organism in Eukaryota, Metazoa, Arthropoda, Thecostraca, Balanomorpha, Balanidae. The coding region runs from base 305 to 808 and encodes 167 amino acids.